This is a messenger RNA of Talaromyces proteolyticus, 2139 nucleotides long. RefSeq names its product Alpha/Beta hydrolase protein. The record is from RefSeq and is a predicted model, not a curated record. The transcript is spliced from 3 exons. Bases 1 to 2139 code for a protein of 712 amino acids. Gene Ontology annotation, molecular function: dipeptidyl-peptidase activity. NCBI's taxonomy places the organism in Eukaryota, Fungi, Ascomycota, Eurotiomycetes, Eurotiales, Trichocomaceae.
AUGGUUUCUCAAGGCACAUUUGUUGACGUCAUUGGCCUCAACUAUCGUUGUGGGACCAUAGAAGGGUGUAUAGGAGCUGACUCUGUAUUCGAAUAUGAAGAGCAAUCCAAAAUCAUUUUCUCCAUUGGGCCCCUAAUCAUAGGGGAGGCCCGCAGCAAGCCUCUAAUCACUGUUGCAGAACUCGGCCCCCCCGACACCUCCAUAUUUGAUGCGAGACGGAUCAACCGUGCCAGAUUACUGUACAGUCUGACUUCAGGGCAAGGAUUCGAAAGGCCAAUUCACGUCGAUAACCAUGUCAGGAGCAUCGUCACAAAACAUGCUGCACUAAUUGAUCUAGAUUCCCCCAAUACUUCUGAUCUUGAUAAAGCGAUCACCGAGAUUUGUACUGAGCUGGGAUACUUCCCGAAGUCAGUGUCUCAUACGAGGAACCAUCUUAGGCGGGAAGCGGCUGGCUUCAAGGUGAUGCGCGACAUGCGGAUUCCUGUCGAGGAUGGUAACUAUGUUCUGGCAGAUGUCUACUUGCCGCUAGAGCUCCGGGAGAAAUACCCGGUUUUGGUCAGCUGCACCUUGUAUGGGAAAAGGGUUCUCUUUGGGGGACCAGAUCUUGAAAAUCAGGAUGAAAUAUACGCCUUUGAAAAGGCAGAAGACGAUUGGCACUCAACUUCUCCAGGGGUUCCUAUCCAAGUCCCUCAUGGUGACUCUUGGUUAGGCGCUUGGACCACUCAACGGGGAUUCGAGAAUAUUGCGACCUUCAACACAUACUCGUACGUCCCCCAUGGCUUCGCCAUGGUCAAAGUCGAUCCUCGUGGGGUGUCACAAACUCCAGGGGUCCGAGGGGUUCCGGGGGAAAUUACAGGGGAUCUUUAUAAUGCAGUUGAAUGGGCUGCAGAACAGAGUUGGAGCAACGGUGACGUUGCCCUUGUUGGCAGCUCUCAGGGCGCGAAUGUCCAAUGGGCCGUAGCUAGUUUAAAACCUAAGGGACUAAGGUGCUUUGUCCCUUAUGCAACGGACCUUGACAUGUAUCGGGAAGGUUCUUUUAUCGGCGGGAUUCCGUCCUACCGAUUUGUAGCCAACUGGGUUGAGCGCAUUCGGAAGCCCUCGUAUAAGUGGACUGAUCACAUGGACAUCUUGGACAUUAUGAAGUCAAAUCCAUUCGACAACGGACUCUGGAGGGCAGCAUCUGCACAACUAGACUCGAUCGAUCUUCCAUGCCUUUUGGCGGCCCCUCAGCUUCUACUCCUCCAUAGUCGUGGCCCAUUUGAGGCUUGGAGGGCCCGCAAUCCAGAUAAUACUCACCUACAGGUCGUGGACCGGGAUUAUUACUCUUGGGCCAGUCGCGAAGCUGCAGGAAAGGUUUUGCAAUUCCUCAACCGUUACUUAAAGGGCGCUGAGAAUCCGAAGCCCGAGAGGGUUGGUAUCCAAAUGCGCCUCGGAUAUGGGUCGUGGUAUUGGCGUAAAGAAAACAACUGGCCAGUUCCAGGUACUCAAUAUACAAAGUGGUAUUUGGGAAGUGAUGGCUUCCUGCUGAAGUCUGCACCAAAACAGGCCGAGAGACAGUUCUCUUAUUCCACACGAACUACGGAGAACCAGAAGUCCGGAGUGAGCUUUUACUCCGUUGCGUUCAAAGAAGAUGUCGAGUUUGCUGGACAUUUUACUGCUGUUUUGCAUAUGUCGUCCUCUACCGAAGAUGCUGAUGUUGUAGUAACCCUAUGGGCAGUCGAUGAAAACGGUGCGGUGGUUCCUCACUCUUCAGAUGGGCAACCGGAACCAAUCGCAAAAGGCUUUCUACGCGUUAGUCAUCGGAUAACCGAUCCGGCUAAGACCCUCCCAGAGAGACCGUGGCACUCACAUACGAAGGAAGACAACUUGCUGUUGAAGCCUGGUGAAGUAGUCAGGAUCGAAGUGGAAAUUUUCCCAGCAGCCGCAAGGGUCCGCAGAGGGUGGAAGUUACGCCUAGACGUCACGCCUACAGAAGAACAACCCGAUAUUGCUGGGUAUAAGCCUCUUGACAUGCGAGUCUGGUACAGCGAAACCCAUCCUGAAGGACAAAAUUAUAUCCAUGUAGGAGAACAGUACGACAACUACAUUGCAUGUCCAGUUGUGCCAGUCACGGAAGGCUAUCCCAACCAUGUCUUGUGA